Molecule: messenger RNA, 783 nt
Organism: Eremomyces bilateralis CBS 781.70
Lineage: Eukaryota; Fungi; Ascomycota; Dothideomycetes; Eremomycetales; Eremomycetaceae
Product: alpha/beta-hydrolase
Exons: 2
Coding region: 1-783 (260 amino acids)
Source: RefSeq, a predicted model, not a curated record
AUGGAUAAGCCGACAAUCUUGAUCGUGCCAGGAGGCUUCACACUGCCUGAACUGUACAGUGACGUGAUCACCCAUGUCGCGAAUGAAGGAUACUCGGUUCAAGCUCUUCACCUUCCCAGCGUAGGCUACAAAGCCAACGUUGCAGGCACCAUGCAAGACGACGCCGCUUUCAUCGCUUCAGAAAUCUCAAAGCACGCAAACGAAGGCAAAGACGUCGUACUCAUCGCCCACUCUUACGGCGGUCUACCUGCUACAGAAAGCACAAAAGGACUCAGCAAAGUUGAUAGACAGCGACAGGGCAAUUCAGGCGGUCUGGUGAGACUGGCUUAUAUUUCGUGCAUCAUUCUACCAGUCGGAGAAUCUGAUGCCAGCGUUAUUAUGCCGGACAAUAUGCUUCCCCGAGCCGCUCCAUUCGAGAUUAGGUUUGAUGAUGAUGGAUGGUUGCAUCAGACGGACAUCUCGGCUACUGCUUCCAGUGUCUUCAACGACUUGCCGAAGGAAGACGGCGAAAAGUGGGCAAAGAUGAGUACUCGUCAUUCGGGUUCUACGUUUCCUGCUAGUCUGAGUCAUGCUGGGUUCAAAGAUGUGCCGGUUUCGUAUUUGCUGUGUACCAAGGACCUUGCGCAGGAGCCCGAGCUCCAGAGAGCGAGCAUCGUGAUGAUGGAAAGGCAGAUCGGUGGCAAGGUUGAUGUUACAGAAAUCGAAUCUGGACAUGCGCCAAAUGCAUCUCGGCCUAAGGAAGUCGCAGAUUGGAUCAUCUCCAUCACCGAGCGGUCAGCAUGA